AAAGCAACGCGCUUCCAUUACGCUGAAGCUGUGAUUUGACCGAAGUACCCUUUCACACCGUUUUAUAUAUCUCCGUCGAGCCCUGCCCAUUUUCAACUUCGCAGAGCCGAUCCGAAGAAAAUCACUGACGGCCAGUUACUACAGUUAUUAGUAACAGAUAAAGUCAAUGGGCACUGUCCUAGAUGCUCCAAAAGCGGCAAAUACAAAUACGGGUGCGGUUGGAAGAUUGAAAGAGAAGGGAGUCAAAGUUGUAUUUGUGUUAGGUGGGCCCGGCAGUGGAAAGGGGACGCAAUGUGCAAACAUUGUUCGUGUUUUUGGCUUCACUCAUCUCAGUGCAGGGGAUCUUCUACGUGCUGAAAUUAAAUCUGGCUCAGAAAAUGGCACUAUGAUUCAGAACAUGAUUAAGGAGGGAAAGAUUGUUCCUUCUGAAGUAACAAUCAAGUUGUUAGAGAAGGCUAUGCUUGAAAAUGGAAAUGACAAAUUUCUCAUAGAUGGUUUUCCUCGAAAUGAGGAGAAUCGAGCUGCCUUCGAGGAAGUUACGAAGAUUGGACCAGAAUUUGUGCUGUUUUUUGAUUGUCCAGUGGAAGAGAUGGAGAGGCGGUUAUUAGGCCGAAAUCAGGGUAGAGAUGAUGAUAACAUUGAGACUAUAAGGAAACGCUUCAAGGUUUUCGUUGAGUCGAGCUUACCUGUAAUUGAGUAUUACAAAUUAAAAGACAAAGUUCGGACGGUUGAUGCUGCAAAACCAGUAGAUGAAGUGUUUGAGUCUGUAAGAGUUAUUUUCUCCUCUUUUAGCAAAAAGGCGGCAUAAUAACUUCUGUUGGCUUUUGUUUAACUUUAGCAUGGAGCUGAAAUGUUGAGCGUGCUCUAAAGAAUUUAUACCAAGAUGCAGCACACUCUUAUUCUAAUAUUUCUUCGUUAUUUUCGCAGCUGAUAUAUUUCUUUUUGUUUUAUUAAUAAUUCACUGAAAACAGCAGAAUAAUGCCAUCUCUGUAGAGCUGAAAAUUUGUGCAAUUUGUUAUUAGUCAUCUAAUUGUGCCAGGUGUGUUGGGGGAUUCCACAAAAUUAAAAUAAACUCUAGCUGUUGUGGCAGUGCCAUAAAA
Phalaenopsis equestris is the source of this 1100-nucleotide messenger RNA. RefSeq names its product UMP-CMP kinase 3-like. Gene Ontology annotation, biological process: CDP biosynthetic process; UDP biosynthetic process; 'de novo' pyrimidine nucleobase biosynthetic process. The transcript is spliced from 9 exons. Bases 167 to 808 code for a protein of 213 amino acids. Gene Ontology annotation, cellular component: cytoplasm; nucleus. Lineage: Eukaryota; Viridiplantae; Streptophyta; Magnoliopsida; Asparagales; Orchidaceae. Gene Ontology annotation, molecular function: UMP kinase activity; ATP binding. The record is from RefSeq and is a predicted model, not a curated record.